AUGUUGACUUCUCUCAGUCUCCUUGGACUACUCUCAUUGUUCACACUGGGUCAAUGCGCGAUCGCGCCGAAACCCAGAGUCAGUGAAACCUUUACCAACGCGGACAUAUUCAAGCCUCCCUCGACAUACACCAUCCCUCGUACGCUGUAUGCUCGCACUGUCCUACUCAAUCAGAACCACAAGACCUCCAAUGUGAUCCUAGCAACAUGGGAGAACUACUCGCCCGAGCCUCCUUAUUUCCCCAUCUUCCGAAGCACAGACCUUGGACGUACAUGGACGCACAUUUCGAACGCCACGGAUCAAGUCAACGGCUGGGGCCUGCGAUAUCAACCAUUCUUGUACGAACUUCCCCAGAACAUCGGCUCGUUCAAGGCUGGCACCAUUUUGUUGGCCGGGAAUUCGAUCCCUGAAGACUUGAGUCUCACGAAGAUUGAUCUCUAUGCGAGCACAGACAAAGGUCUGACGUGGAAGUUCGUCAGUUCGAUUGCUAGCGGUGGGCGGGCGAUCCCCAACAACGGUGAAACACCCGUUUGGGAGCCUUUUCUGUUGGUGUGGAACAACAAGCUAGUAGUCUACUACUCCGACCAACGCGAUCCGGCCCAUGGUCAGAAACUCGUGCACCAAGUAUCUCGUGACUUGAUUCACUGGGAAGAUCCCGUCGACGAUGUCGCCUACGACACGUUCGACUUCCGCCCGGGCAUGACCACCAUCGCAAAGCUGCCCAACAAGCAGUUCAUCCUCACGUACGAGUUCUUCGGUGCACCCGAAGCCAGUUUCGCUGUUUACUACCGCCUUUCGGCCGAUCCGUUCGCGUUCAAUUCCGCCCCGGGCCAGGUUGUGCGCGCCACGGAUGGCACUGUGCCCACUUCGUCGCCGUAUGUCGUUUGGAGCCCAGUCGGUGGCCCGAACGGUACCAUCGCCGUCAGCGCUAACAGCAACACCGAGAUAUUCCUCAACACCGGUUUGGCUGCGAAUGGAAGUCAUUGGAUCAAGACAUCGACGCCUGCGUCCAGGUCGUACACGAGACAUUUGAGGGUGAUGCCGAACUCGACGGAGCUCAUGAUAGUGGGGGCAGGCGUCUUGAGCGGGUCAAAUAAUUGGGUGAACGCGUCGGUCAUUGCACUGUAG
Punctularia strigosozonata HHB-11173 SS5 is the source of this 1128-nucleotide messenger RNA. Its product is annotated as BNR/Asp-box repeat protein. Lineage: Eukaryota; Fungi; Basidiomycota; Agaricomycetes; Corticiales; Punctulariaceae. The coding region runs from base 1 to 1128 and encodes 375 amino acids. The transcript is spliced from 3 exons. The record is from RefSeq and is a predicted model, not a curated record.